AUGUCGAGUAGCCCUUUUCCGUAUACAUGUGAGCUAUGUGGUGCAGAAGGCCUUACAGACGAAGGCAUGAGGUCGCAUACUCUCGAAGCGCAUGUAGCAGGGCGACCAGAUUGCCCCUUUUGCGAUUGUACAGUGCCUCAACCACAGUUAGUGGGGCACGUACAAAGAGCACAUUUACAUUAUUUGACACCUGAAAGGGAGCUAAUGGCAUUUAUUGAUGAUCAAAGCCCAAGCUUUGAGGAUGACUCUAAAAUGACAACAACAGAUAGUUGUAGCUAUAACACUCCAGGGUCAAUUAACGGCUGGCAUAGCCCAGAUACGGCUACGUCCUACCAUAAUGGUGCCAUAUCAAAAACUUAUUAUAAUGGCUUUCAAGAAAAAGAAUAUCAUAGGAGUGAAAGAGAUGACGAAAAGUAUUCACGAUCACCUAAAAACAUUAAUCUAACUAAUGGAUUAAAAAAUAUUAAUAUAAAUAAUGGUGUUAUUCCGAAAAAGAAAUGCAGUAGAGAGAAUUCCAUCGAGCGAGAUAUGAUCAAUGGACGUGAUAAUAAAGCUGUACAUUCCAGUUCAAAUCAUAAUAGUAAUGAUAAUUCUCCAAAUAAAAAUAAGCUAUCGAUGGCAAGUGCUGGUCAAGGGUCCCCUCUAAGAUCACAAUUAGCCCUUAAACUUAAAUCUAAUACGCCUAAGAAAUCUGCACCUACACCCAGUCCUACAGUACAGUGUCUUCUAUGCGACUUUACUUCAACAUGUCCACGAAAGUUAGAAGAGCACAUAAACAGAGCUCAUUUCGACCUUACUUCACCAUCAGUAUUGGGGAACGUUAAUGAUAACUCCAAUAUUACCAACAACCCAACGUUGGGUUUAACAAAUGCAACUUUAACCCUAGAUAAUCCAACGUUAGCUUUAACUGCAAUGGCUAUGUCUCCUGGACCUCAUACUUCCUCCUAUCAGUGCCCAAUUUGUGAGCGCGAGUUCUCAAAUGCGACAGAAGUAGAAGUACAUGUUAAUGUUGAACAUAAAGAUAUUUUGAGCCCUCAGAAAUCUGACCAAAUGGAUAAUGCGUCAUGUGAUGAUGUAGUGAUGAUGGAAGAGAGUCCUGUCAGUAACUGUCCUGUUUGCUGCCAGCCAUUGCCUUUAUCUCAGCAUGAAUUGAUUCAACAUAUAGAAGAACAUUUUGAAAGAGGUGAAGACAGUGGGUCAGCAACUUUAACAGCUGCUGAAAGAGAAGCUCAAAGAAAUAGAGAGGAACACGAAUUCCAAUUACUUAGGGCCCAAUAUGGUAUGGAAGAAGAUGAAGAAGGUUACACAAGUAGAGCAGCUUCAAGUUUGAAGCGAGCGGUGUACAGUGGAGCCCUCUCCGUAGCUGGAUAUUACGAACGCAGUGUAGGUCUCCGUAAGGCCACUGCUCAGGGAUUAGAUGCAGGAUGUUCGAAGACUAAUGGUAUUCUGGAAAGGAUAGCUCAAUUGAAUGCUCAGAACCCAAGCAUAGCGAAGACAUACUUAUGCAGUGCAGUGGAUCACUAUGCCAGUACAUAUGGCGAUAGAGGAUGGGGGUGUGGAUAUAGGAACAUGCAGAUGGUGCUGUCGUCGCUGGUGCGGCACGCGCCGUACGCGGCGCUGCUGGGCGGCGUGGCGGAGCGCGAGUACGACUGCGUGCCCUCCAUCCCCAGCCUGCAGCUGCUGGUGGAGCGCGCCUGGCAGCUGGGCUUCGACACACAGGGCUCAGAGCAAUUAGGCUGUAAGUUGCACAACACGCGAAAAUGGAUCGGCGCCUGCGAGGUCGUCACUGUACUGUCUUCAUUAAGGAUAAGAUGUCAACUAAUAGAUUUCCACAAGCCGACGUCGUCGGACGGCAGCCACCCGGCGCUGUUCGACUGGGUGCUCCGGUACUUCCAGAACGACCCCAACUCCUUCAAACCACCGCUGUAUUUACAACAUCAAGGUCAUUCUAGAACAAUAAUAGGUUAUGAGAAGCACAAAGAUGGCAAAGCGACUUUACUCGUGUUGGACCCCUCUCAUUCGCCAGCUCAAGUGCGGCAGGUGGUGUGCGGCGGCGCGGCGGCGGGCGCGGCGGCGCUGCGCCUGCUGCGGCGCGGCGCCUCCGCGCUGCGCGCCAAGCAGUACCAGCUGCUGUGCGUCAGCGGCGUCAUGGCCGGCGACGCCGAGUACCAGGCUAGCAAAGUAUUGCAGUCGGUGCGUAUCCCU
Brenthis ino (lesser marbled fritillary) is the source of this 2205-nucleotide messenger RNA. The record is from the annotation of a GenBank genome assembly. Lineage: Eukaryota; Metazoa; Arthropoda; Insecta; Lepidoptera; Nymphalidae.